GGGCAUACCUACAUCUCUGCAUCGUGAGUAAUCAACCAGAACGAUCGCGACCCGUCAGUCUUACCCUUCGACCAGAUGCCAGGACCAUUAUAUCGAGAUCCAUGGGCGGCUCGUGAAGCAUGGAGGACCCAAGGUGUCUUUGACCCAAAGUACAUGAGGAGGAACAUGUUCCCAGGCCUUGGAAUAGCAACGGUUGCCUUUGUCGCUUAUGUCAUAUACGAUGACUAUCUCAAACCAAAAGUCAAACAUCAUGCACCUGCAGAACAGCACUAGGAUGGAGAGACACGAGCUCUGGUCAGGCGUUGGUAGCAGCUUGAGGGAGAGGGAGGAUAGCACGGCAGCAGCAGCAGCAGCAGUAGCAACAUUGCAACCAAUGUAACACUAUAGGUAUGGGUCAGGCUAGACCUCAGGGUAGCAUGAAUACCAGGGUCUGUCAUUUG
Kockovaella imperatae is the source of this 440-nucleotide messenger RNA. Its product is annotated as NADH dehydrogenase 1 beta subcomplex subunit 3. The transcript has 2 exons. Gene Ontology annotation, biological process: mitochondrial respiratory chain complex I assembly; electron transport chain. Bases 76 to 273 code for a protein of 65 amino acids. Lineage: Eukaryota; Fungi; Basidiomycota; Tremellomycetes; Tremellales; Cuniculitremaceae. The record is from RefSeq and is a predicted model, not a curated record. Gene Ontology annotation, cellular component: mitochondrion.